CCAGGCACAGAGAACCAAACUAUUAUAACAAAUCUAAUCUCUAAAAUGGAAGAAGCCAAAAACCCAAGUUUGGAAGAAGACUUUGAAGGACAGGCGACACAUACAGGACCCAAAGGAGUAAUACAUGAUUGGAGAAAGUUUAAAUUAGAGAGCGAAGAUAAUGACUCAGUCCCACCAAGCAAGAAGGAGAUUCUCAGACAAAUGUCUUCUCCUCAGAGUAGGGAUGACAAAGACUCAAAAGAAAGAUUCAGCAGAAAGAUGAGCAUUCAAGAAUAUGAACUAAUCCACCAAGACAAAGAAGAUGAAACUUGCCUUCGUAAAUACCGUAGACAGUGUAUGCAGGAUAUGCACCAGAAGCUGAGUUUUGGGCCUAUAUAUGGGUUUGUGUAUGAGCUGGAAACUGGGGAGCAAUUCCUGGAGACCAUUGAAAAGGAGAAGAAAAUCACCACAAUCAUUGUUCACAUUUAUGAAGAGGGCAUUAAGGGCUGUGAUGCUCUAAACAGGAGCCUAACAUGCCUUGCAGCCGAAUACCCUGUGGUCAAGUUUUGUAAAAUAAAAGCUUCUGAUACAGGUGCCGGGGACCGCUUUUCCUCUGAGGUACUCCCCACACUGCUCGUCUACAAGGGUGGGGAACUCAUAAGCAAUUUUAUUAGUGUUGCUGACCAGUUUGCUGAAGAAUUUUUUGCUGGGGAUGUGGAGUCUUUCCUAAAUGAAUAUGGGUUACUACCUGAAAGAGAGAUAUAUGCCCUAGAGCAGACAAACAUGGAAGAAGAUAUUGAGUAA
Molecule: messenger RNA, 783 nt
Organism: Eptesicus fuscus (big brown bat)
Lineage: Eukaryota; Metazoa; Chordata; Mammalia; Chiroptera; Vespertilionidae
Gene: PDC
Product: phosducin
Exons: 4
Coding region: 46-783 (245 amino acids)
Biological process (GO): regulation of G protein-coupled receptor signaling pathway
Source: RefSeq, a predicted model, not a curated record